AUGUACAAUCAAAGCAAGCGACCCACCAUCUCAGCAUCCUCUAAACCAUUCAAUCCCGCUCACACCCACCCCGCAUCAGUCUCUUCGAUCCCCUCCAUCCAAACUCGCUCAUCCACAUCGGCAGCGUCAUCGAAAGAUACAGGUAAACCAGCAGUACCAGAAGAAGGUAUCCAAUCAGGUGGAGGGGGUGGCGGAGGGGCAGGAGCAGGUACGGAAGAAGGUAUCGAAGGUGUAGGAUUGGGAAAAGAGGGGGAAGAAGAGGAUAAAUCGAAAUGGUCUGAUCCGAAGAAAGUGCAUCCUGCUUGGGAGGGGUUUGGGAAAGGUCCAAAUGAUAGCACUGAUGAGAAAGAGGGAAAGAAGAAGAGGGAUGGGAAAUCGAAACUCUAA
Molecule: messenger RNA, 387 nt
Organism: Kwoniella botswanensis
Lineage: Eukaryota; Fungi; Basidiomycota; Tremellomycetes; Tremellales; Cryptococcaceae
Exons: 1
Coding region: 1-387 (128 amino acids)
Source: RefSeq, a predicted model, not a curated record